AUGCUCAACAUGUCUGGAAACCACGUCAUUGGAAACAGAAACAGCACGCCCGAGGCUAAUACCGCCUCGACCCUGCGACCUCCUUCCUCCAGGGCCGUUGGCUCCGGUCAUUCGCUUCGCGCAUCUGCCGAUAUGGCUGCUCUCACCGGCCCAUCGCCGGCCAGUCGCAUCCGGCCCUCAUCGGACUUCUAUGGCCAGGCCCAGCAGAGUCUGGGCCCAGGCAACUCGGAGUCCGAUUCGCAGGACAAGAUUGCGCAGCAGUGGAUCGCCGACAUUGACCAGUACGAGACUACACUCGAGGAGAUGGCUGCUGCCACCUUGGAUCAAGAUUUCAAGGACGAGCUCAGCGCCAUUGAGCAAUGGUUCCGCGUCCUGAGCGAGGCGGAGCGCACUGCCGCCUUGUAUGCUCUCUUGCAGCAGACAACCCAGGUCCAGAUCCGCUUCUUCAUUCAGGUCCUCCAGCAGAUGGGGAAGAACCAUCCCAUGUCAGGGGUCCUCUCCCCUGCAAGCUUCGACAAAGACCCUAUGUCGAAUCGCCUUAGCGAUGCCAUGAAUAAGCUGAAUGUAGAUUCCGCCCGCAAUUCCAUGUCGCGUAACUCGGUUAUCGCGCCGUCUAACAAGCGACAUUCGGGCCUGGACCCAUCUACCAUUAGCGCCAUGUUUCCCGAUGCUGCUGCUGCCAUUGCUACCGAGAAGGCUAAGUUCACUCAGCAGACGGGUAACCCCCCGUCUUCGAAUCGCAACAGCGUUGCCCUGGAUCCCCGCUCAUCGAUGGCUGCCCCGUCCAUCAGCGCACCUCAGGACAACCGUGACGCUGGUCCUGUCAGCUCUCCUUCGCCUUGGAACAGCACUGGCAAUGCAGAUCAGCCAAGCGCCAAGGGUUCGUCCACCCAGGCUCCCAUGGGCCAGUUUGUGCAGCCGGCACCGUCGAGUGGCCUUCGAUCCCCCCGUCCUCAGCUGUCAAGCAACAACACAAUCCAGAGCACGACGCUCACUGCGCCCGAGAAGAACCCUGCAGAUCUGCCGCUGCUCUCCCCAUACAAUGCCAGCAGUGGCAACUGGGCCUCGAUGGUGAACACGCCUAUGACUGGUACCUUCAACACCGCCAACACCGGUGGAACACAAGCGGAUAUGGUUGCCAAUGCUACUGCCAUGAAGCUUGCAGCCCUUUCUACGGUCAACAACCGAUUUGCAUUGGAUGACGUUCGCAAAUACCGUCGCACUAGAUCCAACGACGGUGCACCUGGAAAUGCCCAGGCCCCGAUCUCUGCUGGUCCUCAGCCUGGAAUCAACCUUCCCAGCGCCAACGUCGUUAUGAUCAACGAACACGGCCAAGUCCUUAGCCGGGAGCAGCUCAUGGCCCUCCAGGCCCAGCAGAGCAUGAACUUGGGUGGCCAGCGCUCGAGACCCAGCUCUCCUGGACUUGCCUUGCAGACUGGAUUGCCCCAUAUGGCUCCGUUUACUUCGCCGCAGAACAACGGCUUCCUGAGCGCUUAUGACGGAGCUUCACCGCUGAUGAGCAAUGGUCUACAGGCUGUCAGCCUGGGAGGACUGAGUGUGAGCGGUCACGAAGGCUACUUGUCGGACCACUCGGAUAUGGUUCGCGGACGAUCCCCUCGUGGACGACGAGGCAGCUCCAAGCCUCCAGAGGACCCGACGGACCCAACUCUCUUGCAGGACAUCCCAAGCUGGCUUCGUAGCCUCCGUCUUCAUAAGUACACCGACAACCUGAAGGAUAUGAAGUGGACGGAGCUCAUUGAGUUGGACGACAAGGCUUUGGAGGAGCGCGGUGUUAACGCUCUUGGAGCGCGCCGAAAGAUGCUCAAGGUCUUUGAUCAGGUCAAGGAAGCCAAGGCCGACGGAAAACUGGGCUAG
Fusarium keratoplasticum is the source of this 1875-nucleotide messenger RNA. RefSeq names its product RNA-binding protein VTS1. Gene Ontology annotation, cellular component: P-body. Gene Ontology annotation, biological process: nuclear-transcribed mRNA poly(A) tail shortening; regulation of mRNA stability. The coding region runs from base 1 to 1875 and encodes 624 amino acids. Gene Ontology annotation, molecular function: protein binding; mRNA binding; translation repressor activity. Lineage: Eukaryota; Fungi; Ascomycota; Sordariomycetes; Hypocreales; Nectriaceae. The transcript is spliced from 3 exons. The record is from RefSeq and is a predicted model, not a curated record.